Molecule: messenger RNA, 300 nt
Organism: Ostreobium quekettii
Lineage: Eukaryota; Viridiplantae; Chlorophyta; Ulvophyceae; Bryopsidales; Ostreobiaceae
Source: the annotation of a GenBank genome assembly
GUAGUGCAAGCCAGCAAACACACAGUUGCCUUGAGGCUUCGGCGGCCUGAUACCCAGGCCUGGCUGCACUUAUCAUGGCACCCUGUGGCCGCUCGUGUCUGCCUUGGGAGACCGCCCAGCAGGGGUGCCCCUGCGGAGGCGUUCUCCUUUGGUGAGCGGCUGCAGACCACCCUGAGGGGCCUCAUCCUUGUGGACGUCCUGAUGACAGUGGAGUUUGAGCGCGUGGCAGAGCUGAGGUUUAAAGGGGGUUUGGAUGGGCCACUUGAAUGGUCGGUCUGGUGCGAAGUUAUGGGAAAGUGA